AUGACCACCAGUGCCCCAUCCGGCGCCGGCGCCAGUGCUCGCAGCCAUAACCCGGCGACAACACAAGAAAAUAAGAAGCCUAUCUAUUUUGGUCCCUUUGAGGUGACCAACCAAGUCUUCCUCACAACCCGCCACUCCUUUGCCCUAGUUAACCUCAAGCCCCUCCUCCCAGGCCACGUCCUGGUCUGCCCCUUCCGGCCCCAUCGCCGGCUGACCGACCUUACGCCCGACGAAGUAACAGACCUCUUCCUGGCUGUCCAACGCGUGCAGCGUAUGCUCGCCCGCUACUACUUCCAACCUUCCUCCCCCUCGCCAUCCCCAACCCAAUCGCCCUUCUCUGUCCCCGGCCCAACCGGCACCGCGCUCCCCACGCAAGGCUCUUUCAACAUCGCUCUGCAAGACGGCGCCGAAGCGGGGCAGACGGUGCCGCACGUGCACGUGCACGUGAUUCCGAGGAUUAGGGGGUCGACGGCCAAGCCGACUGAGACACCGUCGGACCGCAUCUAUGAGCAGAUGGCGGACGAGGAAGGGAAUGUGGGCGGGGCAUUACAGGCGAGAAGUAUGGCUGAGAUGGAGGAGGAGGCGGCGUUGUAUAGGCAGGCGUUAAAGGCCAUGGAACAGGAGGAGGAAGCACAGGCGGCUGCGAGACAAGGGUAG
This is a messenger RNA of Thermochaetoides thermophila DSM 1495, 657 nucleotides long. RefSeq names its product bis(5'-adenosyl)-triphosphatase-like protein. The transcript has 3 exons. The record is from RefSeq and is a predicted model, not a curated record. The coding region runs from base 1 to 657 and encodes 218 amino acids. Gene Ontology annotation, molecular function: catalytic activity. Lineage: Eukaryota; Fungi; Ascomycota; Sordariomycetes; Sordariales; Chaetomiaceae.